Lactuca virosa is the source of this 579-nucleotide messenger RNA. The record is from the annotation of a GenBank genome assembly. Lineage: Eukaryota; Viridiplantae; Streptophyta; Magnoliopsida; Asterales; Asteraceae.
AUGAUUGGAAAGGGUGCUUUUGGUGAGGUCAGAGUCUGCAGAGAGAAGACAACAGGCAGUGUAUUUGCCAUGAAAAAGCUCAAGAAAUCAGAAAUGCUUCGUAGAGGCCAAGUUGAACAUGUGAGAGCUGAAAGGAAUCUACUUGCAGAGGUAGACAGCAACUGUAUAGUCAAACUAUAUUGCUCUUUUCAAGAUGAUGAAUAUUUAUAUCUAAUCAUGGAAUAUCUUCCUGGUGGAGACAUGAUGACUUUACUUAUGAGAAAGGACACCUUAACCGAAGAUGAAGCCAGAUUUUAUGUUGCAGAAACAGUUUUAGCUAUUGAAUCCAUCCACAAACAUAAUUAUGUACAUAGAGACAUCAAACCGGAUAAUUUGCUACUUGAUAGAUACGGGCAUUUGAGAUUAUCAGAUUUUGGAUUGUGUAAACCUCUAGAUUGUAGUACACGGAUUUUUCAAAUGUGGAUAAUGGUGUUGGAACUUCAACGGGUGAUGAUCGUUCUGGAGCGCACAACAAGAACAACUUCAACAUUGGCAGAAAAACAGGAGAACACUUGCUUAUUCUACUGUUGGAACACCUGA